AUGACCCUCUCCUUCACAGUCCUGCUCUGUCUGGGACUGACUUUGGACCAUGGGACACCAGUGCUGGCAGGAACUCUCCCUAAGCCUAUCCUCAGAGUACAGCCAGAUUCUGUGGUCUCUGUCAAGACUACUGUGACCUUCUUGUGUGAGGGGAGCACAGGAGCCAAACAGUACCUUUUGUAUAAAGUUGGGUACAACUAUUUAACACAGAGCAUGAUUCCAGCAAAUCCUACGAACAAGGCUGAAUUCUCAAUCUCACAAAUAGGCCCUUCGGAAGCUGGGCCUUAUAACUGUCAGUAUCAGACCAGUGGUGGAUGGUCAGAGCACAGUGACUCCCUGGAGCUGGUGGUGACAGGGACCCAUGGUAAACCCAGCCUGUCAGCCCAUCCCAGCCCUGUGGUGACUGAAGGAGGGAGUGCCACACUGCAGUGUGUCUCAAAUCAACUAUAUUAUGGCUUCAUUCUAAUUAAGGAAGGACCACAGAAGCAAUCCUGGGCACUGGACUCAAAGUACAACUACUCUACUAGGCAGUUCCAGGCCAUGCUCUCUGUGGGUCCUGUGACCUCUAGCCAAAAGUGGACAUUCAGAUGCUACAGCUUUAAUAACAACAGACCACUGGUAUGGUCAGAACCUAGUGACCCCCUGGAGCUCCUGGUCUCAGGCCUGUCCAUGAAGCCCACCUUGCUGACUCAACAAGGCCACAUCCUGGACCCCGGAAACAGCCUUACCCUUCAGUGUUGCUCUGACAUCAACUAUGACAGAUUCAUUCUGUACAAGGAAGGGGAAAAGAAAUUCACCCUGCACUAUGGCCAGAGGACCCAGGCAGGCCUUACCUUGGCCAACUUCACCCUGGGCUAUGUGAGCAGCUCUAUGGGAGGGCAGUACAGAUGCUAUGGUGCACACAACCUCUCCUCUGAGUGCUCAGCCUCCAGUGAUCCCCUGGACAUCAUGAUCACAGGACAGCUUCCUGCCAGUCCUUUCCUCUCAGUGAAGCCAAACUCAACAGUGCAGUCUGGAGAAAAUGUGGCCCUGCUGUGUCAGUCAACAUACACGACAGACACUUUCAUUCUGUCCAAGGAGGGAGCAGCACAUCAACCCCAGAGAAUGAAAUCCAAGUUCCAAGAUGGGGAGUUCCAGGCAGAGUUCUCCAUGAGUGCUGUGACCUCUGCCCUCUCAGGCACCUACAGGUGCUACAGUUCUCAAGACUCAUCUCCCUACCUGUUAUCACAUGCCAGUGCGCCUGUGGAGCUCUCUGUCUCAGCCACGGCCUCAGAGAACAAGGAUCACAGCGUGGAGAAUCUCAUCAGGAUGGGAAUUGCUGUCCUGGUCCUCAUUGUCCUUGGGAUUCUGGUCUUUGAGGCUUGGUGCAGCCAGAGCCAGGUCUACCAUGCAGCUGAGAAGUAA
Molecule: messenger RNA, 1404 nt
Organism: Cricetulus griseus (Chinese hamster)
Lineage: Eukaryota; Metazoa; Chordata; Mammalia; Rodentia; Cricetidae
Source: RefSeq, a predicted model, not a curated record